Messenger RNA from Hyalella azteca, 1958 nucleotides. RefSeq names its product natural resistance-associated macrophage protein 2 (gene Mvl). The record is from RefSeq and is a predicted model, not a curated record. Gene Ontology annotation, biological process: response to manganese ion; metal ion transport; manganese ion homeostasis. Lineage: Eukaryota; Metazoa; Arthropoda; Malacostraca; Amphipoda; Hyalellidae. Gene Ontology annotation, cellular component: apical plasma membrane. Gene Ontology annotation, molecular function: cadmium ion transmembrane transporter activity; manganese ion transmembrane transporter activity; iron ion transmembrane transporter activity.
GUGAAGUUUGGUACUAAGGAUUUACCUAAUGAGCUGCUACAUUCUUUGACACCAUAGUUCUAUUUGAAUCAAAUUUAUAUGUUAGAAAAUUGCCGUUAGUUCAUGCUUUGUUUGCUGUUUCAAUUCAUGAAUAACUUUUGUCUAGCCAACUAAUUAUUGUCUGUUAUGGAUAGCACAGAAAGCAAAACCACUGCACAGCACACACAAAUCGAUGAUUUGAGCUUCACCGCCAGUGGCAGCCGGGAUAACAAUUUGCCUGACAGCGAUGAAGUCGUCGGUGGUCUUGCAGGAGCUAAUUCCUUAUCUAGCUCAGCCUCCUCGCCUGCUGGCAGGCUAUGGCCAGCCACUUCCUCUCCAGCAGAUAAUGUAGCUCAUCAAAAUAACAGCUCCUCUCCUGUGGGAGAAGAGCAAGAAUUCACUACUUAUCAGGAAGAUGAAAAAAUUGCUGUACCCCAGGCUGAUGGCAUAUUCAGCUUCAGAAAGCUUUGGGCAUUCACUGGGCCUGGCUUCCUAAUGAGCAUUGCUUACCUGGACCCUGGCAACAUCGAGAGUGACUUGCAGAGUGGAACUAUUGCUGGCUUCAGUUUGCUGUGGGUGCUGAUGUGGGCGACGGUGCUCGGUCUCCUCAUGCAGCGCCUGGCCGUCAGACUCGGCACUGUCACGGGGCUGCAUCUUGCAGAGGUAUGUUAUGCAUAUUAUUAUAGAUAUAACAAUAUUAUCUGCUUAUACCUAUUUGUUGAGCGUAAACUCUUGUUUAUGAUAUGUUCUUCUGUUCAUCUUUAAUUUACAUCUUUCUUCAUGUUCAGUAUCCCGCUGUGGGGCGGUGUUCUCAUCACCAUAGCGGACACGUUCACAUUCCUCGCGCUGGACCGCUAUGGCCUGCGUAAGCUCGAGCUUUUCUUCGGGAUUCUCAUCUCUGUGAUGGCCGUCACCUUCGGGUACGAGUAUGGCGUCGUCGCGCCCAACCAGGCGUCGGUGAUGUCGGGCCUGUUCAUCCCGGGGUGUCGGGACUGCGAGCCCGGGGCCGUCCUGCAGGCCGUGGGCAUCAUUGGGGCCGUCAUCAUGCCCCAUAACCUGUACCUGCACAGCGCCCUGGUCAAGUCGCGGGUGGUGGACAGGAGCAAGAAGGAGGAGGUCAAGGAGGCCAACAAGUACUACAUGAUCGAGUCCUGCAUCGCGCUGCUCGUGUCCUUCAUCAUCAACGUGUUCGUGGUGUCCGUCUUCGCUGAAGGACUGCACAGCAAAACCAACCAGCAAGUUCACGACAUUUGUGUUGCCGCCGGCAGCGAGGAUGCCGACAUUUUCCCUGCCAACAGCACAGAGCUGGUGGAGGCAGACAUCUACAACAGCGGGGUGUUCCUGGGCUGCGCGUUCGGCGCGGCCUGCCCCCUGACGGGUACCGGUACCUAUGUUGGCCAGUUCGCCAUGGAGGGCUUCUUGAACCUGCGAUGGAAGCGAUGGCAGCGAGUGUUGUUCACCCGAGUCAUUGCCAUCACUCCGACCUUCUUCAUUGCCUUCUACCAGGACGUUGAGAACUUGUCCAACCUGAACGACUCUCUCAACGCUGUAAUGUCGCUCCAGCUUCCUUUUGCGCUGCUACCAACCAUAACCUUCACGUCCUCCACCAAGAUUAUGGGACAAUUUGCUAAUGGAGUGUUCAUGAAAGUGUUGUCGGUGUUGCUGGCUGUGGUGGUGAUCUCGAUCAACCUGUGGUUCGUUGUGUCCGCCAUCCAUACGGGACUGAAGGGCUUCUGGUGGCAAUACCUCAUCAUCGCGGUGCUCGCCACCUUCUACUUCGCCCUCAUCGCCUACCUCGUCAUCUUCCUUGUUUACGCCUUCGGCUUCACUGCCGUCAGGUCCAUACCGUACAUAUCCGAGCAUCUGAGUAACUACGACCUCAACCACUAUGACACAGACUGGGACGACCGCCCGGCCACGUCUGCGACGGCCCUGCAGCC